Closterium sp. Naga37s-1 is the source of this 1296-nucleotide messenger RNA. The record is from the annotation of a GenBank genome assembly. NCBI's taxonomy places the organism in Eukaryota, Viridiplantae, Streptophyta, Zygnematophyceae, Desmidiales, Closteriaceae.
AUGCCAUCAUGCUGCGCCUACUCCCAGUCAUGCGCCCUUCACACCACACUCGCCGCCGUCGCCUCACCCGCUGCUCUCCGUCUCUUGUUGCUCGUUGCUUCCGUCUCGUCCUCGUCGCAGCGUGCCUCGCUGUACGGCACGUGCGGGGGCAUCGGCGACUACCUGAUUGGGCUCGUCUCCAUCUUCCCCGCUGCGCUGCUCGACCGCCGCGCGCUGCUCGUCGCGCAGCCCUGCAUGCACGCCGCCUUCCGCUCGCCACACAUCGACACCGCACUCUCCCCCGACGUCCCCAUGGGGGGAAAGCCGCUGCUGCGCACCACGCCCUUAGACGCACCCGGCGCAGGCGCUGGCGACAGCAACAGCAACGGCAACGGUGACAGCGACGGGGACAGCAACGAGCGUCGUGUGGAGUGGCACGCGCCGCCGUGUGAGCGGCUGGAGGGUAACCUGAGUGCGGAGGUGAGGGACAGCGGCGCGGUGCCGUGCUUCAACAUGGUGGGGCAGAGCUUUGGUAUCCAGGACCUGCAGCGGCACAGCGCGCUGAGCAACUACCGCAUGCGGUAUAACCAUGGGUUGUUGAUCAACACUCUGCUGCUGGAUGAGGGGCCGUGGGCUGCCGCGCUGAGGCAGCUGGGCUUUAAGGUCGCGUACGGCUUCGGAUGCAUCCUCCGGUUUCUCUUCAGUCCGCGGCCCGAGGUGUGGCAGCUGGUGGCGGGGAUAGAGGAGCACGUGUGGGGCGAGGGCGUGGUGCGGGUGGCGGUGCACCUGCGUGUGCCAGACCAGACGGUGUGGCACAUGUUUGAGGGCAUGCCACUGGAAACGUCGCAGCAGCAGCUGGAUGAGUUGCUUGCCGAAGCCAACAGCACUCUGCAGUGCGCACAGACAGUGGAGGAUUUCUGGUACCCGCCUCCCCUGCAGGUGAAGUGGAUUCUCAUCACCAACUCGCACCCGCUCAAACAAGCGCUUAAAGCCAAGUACCCAGAUAAGGUGGUGGCAACAGAUUUCAUCCCAUGGCACUCGGAUCGAGCCACGGAGCACGAGAACACAAAUCUCACCUCGGCCGAGGAGCAUGAAGCAGCCGUGCGCGGCCUGCAGCACUUCCGGGAGACGGUGGCGGAGUGGGCGCUCGUGGCGUCCUGCCACACGUUCAUCAUCCCCGCCUCGGGCUUCUCCCGCACGGCUGCCCUCUACGCCCUGCGCCCGCUCGACAUGUUCAUUCCCGCGGCUCCUGGAGCGGCAUCUAGGCCUCUGCUGGGCAUAUGGUCACCUGAUCAUUUGGGUAUCUGGCUGUCAUAA